AUGUCAACUUUGGACCACCAGCCUUGCCCCCAGGGGCCAUCCAACAACGCCGGUGUUGCACCAACCGCCACCCCCUCGCCCUCCUUGCCCUCUGCCACUGCCUCUCGCCAUCCAACACCCCCAGGGGCCGUCCAACGAUGCCCCUGCAAGCUCCUUUCAAGCUUUAAAUAUGGUACCAAACCAGUCCUGGAUUUGUGGAGUUCCACUUUCCAGGAUCCGACCUACCAAGGCUCCGAGUUCCUGGAGCUUCAACGGCCUGACAGGAAGCCGAUCCAGCCAUUGUACCUCAAUGGGGGACCUUGGCUUUCAUGCUUUGGACACAGUAUCACUGAGUUCGCUUGCGUCUGCUGGUGUAUAACUGGCCACAUGCCUAUUGGAGCAUAUUAUCGUCACUUCAAGAUUAAUGAGCCUCAUGGCUGCACGUGUGGGGCUGCUCUGCAGUCUCGCCAGCAUAUUCUCUUUCACUGCCGCAAUCGAUACUCUACACACUACCCCCAUUUUCUCGGGGAUAUUGCAUCCUUCAUGAAGUACAACCCUACGGUGUUUGGCUUCAACUGGGACCCUUCAGGUGUUGGAUAA
Messenger RNA from Cyclocybe aegerita, 579 nucleotides. The record is from the annotation of a GenBank genome assembly. Lineage: Eukaryota; Fungi; Basidiomycota; Agaricomycetes; Agaricales; Hemipholiotaceae.